Thrips palmi is the source of this 2107-nucleotide messenger RNA. RefSeq lists its product as uncharacterized. Bases 236 to 1756 code for a protein of 506 amino acids. Gene Ontology annotation, biological process: SCF-dependent proteasomal ubiquitin-dependent protein catabolic process. Gene Ontology annotation, molecular function: protein binding. NCBI's taxonomy places the organism in Eukaryota, Metazoa, Arthropoda, Insecta, Thysanoptera, Thripidae. The record is from RefSeq and is a predicted model, not a curated record. Gene Ontology annotation, cellular component: SCF ubiquitin ligase complex. The transcript is spliced from 3 exons.
AUUUUCCAAGUUUUGAUUUUUCAUCGAACGCAAACGACAACAAAGCGAACAAAAACACUUUCUGCGCGCUGCGCACUCUGUGAAAACGUCAAGUGUCAAACGCAGUGGCAUCUCUGGUCAUUCCAUUAGCGACUCCAGCGAGGCGAGAAGCGGAAGUCGCCUCAGCGUUGCUGUCACUUUCAUUGACAAACGUAGCUGCACUCCUCUCCAGAAGUUACCUUCGGAAGCUGUGGCCAUGGACCGCCUGUCUCCUUGCUGUGCUUCCCUUUGCUCAUCAGACAGAGACAAGCCAGAUAAGCGUGACUUGACGGUGAUCCUACCCGAUGAUGUGGUGGCUACAAUUUUCUCCUUUCUGCACCCAACUGAUCUCGUCUCAUAUGUUCCUCUUGUUUGCAAGAGAUGGUAUCAACUAUCGAAACAUCCUGAUGCCUGGCGCUAUGCUGAUUUAACAAUUGUACCCAGUAGACUAAUGGAAAAAGCGUCUGAAAUUUCAAAGUCUACAUGGAACCUCGGCAAUCAUCUUGUGAAUAUGACCAAAGCGGCUCCAUACCUGCGCACAGUUGACCUGAGUAUGGUUGAUUCAAUCUAUCCCUGUGCAGAAAAUGUUGUCAAGGUUCUGCUAGAAGGCAAUACAAUUGUCAAAAACUUCUAUACUUUUCCCAAGUGCACUAAAAAGAUGCAACCCUACACAAUGAAAUUGCUUCAAAAGCUUUCUCCUUCAUUGCGCUCAAUCAAAUUUUCUUGUGGUGGUGGAGAUUCCAAGAAAGCAGCAACUUUCUUUGAGGGUGUAAAUGAAUUGCUUCAAAUAAUAUCUGAAGCUCCAAAGCUUAAUUACCUUACCCUUGAUUUUCGUAAUCUAAGGAGUUUUCAAGGAUAUGCAGGUCAACUUGGGCAAGGCUGUUCUGCACUGAGAAAGUUUGAAUUGAUGAACCAUCAGCCUUGUCAAGAUCAUAUUAUCCUGGAUGUUCUGAGAAACAAAAAAGAUCAACUUGUACAAGUUGGAUUUGAUUCAGAUAUCAGCCAAGAUGUAGCUGAUGCUCUAAAGGAAUGCCAUGGCCUUUUAAAAUGUCGCUUACUUCAAAAAAAUAUUUCUCUUGUUGAGAGUAUGAGCCAGCUGGAUGCACUUGAAGUCAGCUUCAUUGAAGUUCGUACUCCACGUGACAUUCCAGUUGAUUGCAUUAAGUCCUCCAAUAUUUUGCCCCACAUUUCAAAACUAACUUUGAAGGGUAGCUCGGCUAGUGGGUUCAAUUCUACUUUAAUGUCAGAAGUGUCUACUAAUACUGUUGAUGUAUUAGCUCAAAAAUGCAAAAAUGUUGUUGUUUUUAAAUUGGUUGACAUUAAUCUACCUGACCAUCUUCUGAAUUCGCUUAUGACCAACUUCCCAAAUUUGCAGGAAAUAUUAGUUGACUCUUGCGAAGGCAUAACAGCUCAACACAUAAAAAAGUUAUCUGAGCUGCCUUCUGUGCGGGUGGUUACCAUGUGUGAUAUCAUUGUUAAAAGUAAAGAGGCUAUUUUAGAAUUAAAGACAGCUUUUGAAGCAUUGAGACUUGCAAAACCCUAUGCUGUUCUUUCUCUUAGUUACGAAAUGUCUCCAUUUGAUAUACUGGAUGAUGAUUCUGAUACAGAUGGUGAAGAUCGUGAGUAUGAUGAAUUUGGUGACCCUGUAUUUACUUACUAUGAUUAUUUGCGCAACAGAUAUGGAGAUGACAUUAGUGAUAUGGAUUUGUGGGCUCUAGCCUCUUCUGAUGAAGAUUGAGAAUCGAAAAUAGAUCAGGAUCAGUGCACAUUAAAGAACUCAUUUUUUUCCUAGACGUGUUUAUCUAUGUAUGUAGAGGGAGAGGGAGAGAGAGAAAUUUGUUUUAUGGCCUUUUGGCUUUGCCCAUAGUAGCCAUUUAUCUAUGUAAAUACAUAUCUUCUUGCCUUUGAAAAAAGAAAUGCAUGAAUCCUUUCGUUUAAAUUGAUAUUUUAAAAUCUAAAAUAGAUCAGGAUCAGUGUACAUCCAUUAGUUGUCUAUAAAUCAUCUAAGAACUAAUUUUUCCUAGACCUGGUGUUUAUCUAUGUACAUAUUUAUCUUGUUGCCUUUAAAAAUAAAAAUGCAUGAAUCCUU